This is a messenger RNA of Agrilus planipennis (emerald ash borer), 1814 nucleotides long. RefSeq names its product facilitated trehalose transporter Tret1-like. Lineage: Eukaryota; Metazoa; Arthropoda; Insecta; Coleoptera; Buprestidae. Gene Ontology annotation, biological process: transmembrane transport. The record is from RefSeq and is a predicted model, not a curated record. The coding region runs from base 24 to 1364 and encodes 446 amino acids. Gene Ontology annotation, molecular function: transmembrane transporter activity. Gene Ontology annotation, cellular component: membrane. The transcript is spliced from 2 exons.
GGGGAUACCUGCUUGCAGCAGUUAUGUCCAGUAAUUUAGCAUCUCUUACCGUUGGGCUCAUCUUUACAUGGACUUCUCCUAUGUUACCGAAAAUGAACAACAGUACAGGUACGUUAAACGAAAAUCCUUUCGAUAAACCUAUUACGGACGAAGAGCAGUCCUGGAUAGCAUCUCUUUCAUCCGCCGGAGCCAUUUUUGGACCAUUUGUUGCAGGAUUCCUUGUCGAUAGAAUUGGACGUAAAUGGACUUUAGUUUAUAUAUCUGGGAUUCCCAUGACAACAGCAUUUCUAAUGUUGGCAUUUGGUAAAUUGCCAGUUGUAUACUACGUGGCGAGGUUGAUCGGUGGUUUGGGUUUAGGGACAGUUUUCACUGCUUUACCUAUGUAUAUAGCAGAAGUUUCUGAAGCCUCAAUACGAGGAGCUCUGAUGUCGUUUUUUAAUAUUUUUGGAGUUAGUGGGCAACUAGUUUGUUAUGCGUUGGGACCUUAUAUACCAGUUAUGUGGUUCAGCAUAAUUUGCGCUACGUUUCCAGCUGCUUUCGUGAUGUUGUUCUCGUUCUUUCCGGACAGCCCUCACUAUUUUAUAUUGAAAAACAACAUUCCCGCUGCCAAAUCAUCCCUUGCAAAACUUAGGGGUACGAACAUAGGAGGAAUUGAAAAAGAAUUUGCAGUAAUUAAGGAGAAUGUGGAAAACGAUAUGAAUAGUAGAGGCUCGAUAAUUGAUGUAUUCAAAAGUCGUGCUUUGAGAAAGGGCCUGUUGAUAUGCUUGGGUCUCGUAAGCAUUGCGCAACUGUCAGGAUUUCCAAUUGUCUUAACAUAUGCGACUGAUGUUUUUAACGCUUCUGGAGGCUCAAUUAAUUCCAACAAUUCUUCCCUUAUAGUUGGCUUAGUCCAGUUCGCUACAGCUUUUACUACUCCUGCUUUGGUGGACCGAAAAGGAAGGAAAUUUUUGCUUUUGAUAUCAGCAAUAGGAAUGAUGAUAUCAAUAAUACCACUUGGGGUUUACUUCUAUUUAAAAGAAAAUGACCACGACGUGAGCAAUAUUGGGUGGUUACCUAUCGUUUGUAUGAUUGCUUACAUUAUCACAUAUAAUUUUGGUUUCGGCCCGAUACCCUUGGCGGUCAUGGGUGAGGUAUUCUCGGCUGAUACGAAGGCUGCUGCUUCUACCAUAACAGCAAGUUUUUGCUCGCUUAUUGCUUUCAUUGUCGUCAAACUUUUUGCUAACAUACAAAGCGCUGUUGGACUCGGUGUGACCUACUGGAUUUUUUCGGCCUUUUGUCUCUUAGGAGCGAUUUUUACCUUUUUCUUUAUGAUAGAAACGAAGGGAAAAACGUUUGCCGAAAUUCAAGAAGAAUUAAGCCGAUGAGACAAUUGUAACGGUCAUUUCUCCCAGCUCAGUUAUGGUAAUGCGCGCAGAGGGUUGAAACAAUAUAAAUUUUUCAAUGAGGUAGGUACAAAGAUGGAAAAGGACCCUUUCUGGAUCAAUACGAUAGGAUACGAUACGAUUCAAAUCGAAUGCAACAAGAUAUUUGCAGUGGCGUACACAAAAAUUACGUAAAAUGUUUUAUUAAACUGCUGUUUUUUUUACAUCACUAACAACAUUCAAUUUUGCUAAAAUCCUGGUAAUUAUCCAAUAUUGGGGCUCCAGACCAAAAUUGCUCCAAAUAUUUUUUUAUCAAUUUCACUUCACAAAUAAAAAAAAAUUUUUUUGAAUGAUAAUUUUUCAAAAUUCAAAUCACAGAUCUAAAUUGUAGGUACAGGAAGAGAUGAGUGAAAAAAUCAGGGGCCGAAGAGGGGGGGGGGGUGUUAAUUGGUA